AAAUUUCUCAACUUAUCGAUAGACUCCACCAUCAAGAACUUCACGUUCUCUCUUCCUCUCCUUUUUCCACAUCCAACAUCAUGCCCGCCCCUACCAAUACCCUCCUCAUUGAGGGUUCCUUCUCCGAGCUCGCCGAUGAGUUUGCCCAGUACAUCGAUGCCCUCCGCAAAGAGGGUAGCCUCCAGUCCGAGAUCGCCCCGCUCCUCGAACCUCUCCGCCAGCAGGAACAGUCUGAAGGCGAGGCCGACCUUAAGCAGCGCGAUGAAGUCCUGAAGAAGCUUGUGUCCUCUGCUACCGCUUUGAACAGUGCCCCUGAGAAGGAGAUCACCUCCGCCUACAACCUCCUGGUCCACCUCGUGCACCAGUCUUCUGACGCCGACGUGUUCCUUCCUCGCAUCUGCACCUAUCUCGCUAAGCCCAUCACCACCUCGCCUCAGUUCGGUCCCACGCUCGCCAUCUCUAUUCUCACCACCAUUUUCAACACCCUGUCUUCCAACGAUUCAAGCCGGUACCACGUUCUCCUCGCUGUUGUGGCCGUGAUCCGCCAGUCUGGAUCUGGAAUUGCCUUUGAAGCCCUCAAGCCCCAGCUCACUUCGCAGCUCCCCACAUGGCUCUCCGCGUGGGAGUUGGACAGCGAUGACACCCGGAAGUUGCACAUCGCCAUUGCCGAGGCCUCCACCGCUGCCGGUGAUGAGGAUUUGGCCCAGACUCACAUCUUCCAAGCGCUCGAGACCAUCGACGCUGCCGACGUCAGCAAGCCCGAGAGCCGCGAGUUGGCUGUGCGCGCACUCGCUACCGCUCUGCGUCGCUCCACCGUCUUUGACUUCGCUCCCUUGACCUCAUCAGACGCCGUGCAGGCUCUGCGCUCCAGCGACAGUACCCUCUUCGAGCUGCUCGAAAUCUUCACCUCGGACACCCUGGACGCCUACGAGACCUUCGUGGCUGCCAACCCGCUCGCUUCCAUCUCUGGCGGUGUGCUCGCCGAGUCCGGCGAUGCCCUGCAGGCCAAGAUGCGUCUCCUCACUCUCACUUCGCUGGCAUCCUCCACCCCUUCGCGCUCGCUCCCCUACGCCACCAUCGCCUCUGCUCUGCGCGUCCCCGCCUCCGAUGUCGAGAUGUGGGUCAUCGACACCAUUCGUGCCGGCCUCGUCGAGGGCAGACUCUCCCAGCUGAAGUCCGAGUUCCUUGUGCACCGCGCCACUUACCGUGUCUUCGGCGAGAAGCAGUGGUCCGAGGUCCAAGGCCGCCUGAUGGUCUGGCGCCGUUCCCUCGAGAACGUUCUGAGCGUGAUCCGCUCCGAGCGUGAGCGUUUCGCCCGCGAGGGCAUUCAGGCCGCGGCUGAUCAAGAAGCCAACGCCAACCGCAACGGUAACGGUGACCGCCGACGCAUCCAGCCUGCGCAGUCCCAGGCGCGUGAGGUUGAGGCUACUGCCGAAUAG
Molecule: messenger RNA, 1439 nt
Organism: Penicillium hordei
Lineage: Eukaryota; Fungi; Ascomycota; Eurotiomycetes; Eurotiales; Aspergillaceae
Product: PCI domain protein
Exons: 2
Coding region: 81-1439 (452 amino acids)
Biological process (GO): cytoplasmic translational initiation
Cellular component (GO): eukaryotic translation initiation factor 3 complex; cytoplasm
Molecular function (GO): translation initiation factor activity
Source: RefSeq, a predicted model, not a curated record